Messenger RNA from Histoplasma mississippiense, 2784 nucleotides. Its product is annotated as DNA repair protein RAD16. The record is from RefSeq and is a predicted model, not a curated record. Gene Ontology annotation, molecular function: metal ion binding; ATP binding; ATP-dependent chromatin remodeler activity. Lineage: Eukaryota; Fungi; Ascomycota; Eurotiomycetes; Onygenales; Ajellomycetaceae. The transcript has 9 exons. The coding region runs from base 1 to 2784 and encodes 927 amino acids.
AUGGCCAACGACCCUCCGUCCGAAAGGGCCAUACCCCCAGGCCUUGCUAACAACAAAUACUCGGCCUCGUUGAGAAAAAGAGGCCCAGGCCAGCGAAGCCGAUCCAGCUUAAAUCCCUCUGUUGCGAACUCUGUUUCUAGCGAUGGUGACGACUCCAUUGACGAACUCCUGAAAGCUCCUCGCAAGAGAGCGAAACCGUCGGGUCAGGUUCUUACCCCCAAUAAUGGUAACAAGCCAGCAGUCAUGGUUGAAGUGUCGAUAGGACCAAAACUCCCAUUUACUUCCCCUUCGUCCUCAACAGAUGCGGGUGGUAUUAGCACGACAAACGGAGACACUACACCUGCCACAACUGCAAAUGUUACCCCAGCAGAGCCUGCCAAUCCUAACAAAAAACGAGUCAACGCAACAGCCCGUUUUCUUGAAUUGCGGUCAAGUACAUUGGGUCUAAUGGGUUCGAAACGUGCUGCCAAUUCUAUGAGUACGGAUGCGUCACCUGAUGAAAGCGCAGAUGAAAACUUAGCCCGUGCUCUUCAAGCAGCAGAGUACAGUAAAAAUCCUAACCAAAAUCUGAGAUAUUCCGGCGGCAGAAGGCGUUCAUUGCGACCAAAAUUGGUCGCUCCUUUUUCAACUAACCGCAGGGCUAGUCAACGAUCUCUUGCGCUUGCCUCCACCAGCACCCGUGGAAAGUUGAGGGCAGCAACACUGAGAGAUAAUAUCCCAGACAGCGAAGAGUCUUCUUUAUCCGAAUUAGACCCUUUGGCCAAUGCAGAUACCGGUGACUCUGCAACCGAGUGUUCUUUGAGUGAUGAGGGUUUUAGUGAAGGGGAUGCUACUGAUGGAGAUGCUAGUGAUCCAGAUUCUAGUGAUGGAGCUUCUGGUGAUGGAGAUUCUUCUGUUAUGACUACCAGACGUCCACGACGCGCAAUUACAGUUUCAAGGCAUCCCAACCCUCGGAUUCGAUCGCGGAACGCAGAAGAAUCACGAGUAACUCCACGUACUAUCCGGGAACGCAGAAAACUCGAGCAACAGCAUCCAAUUAUCAAAACGAUGUGGGAUGAUCUUAAAAAAUCCCCCAUGAUCACUCUCACCCCAGCCGUACAACCACCAGGCAUCUCCCGAAAAUUGAAGUCAUUUCAGCUGGAAGGGUUAAAUUGGAUGAUACAACAAGAAAAGUCCCAAUGGAAGGGCGGACUCCUUGGUGAUGAGAUGGGAAUGGGAAAAACGAUCCAAGCAGUCUCAUUGUUGAUGUCUGAUUACCCUGUUGGCAUACCCUCAUUGGUUGUCGUACCCCCUGUUGCUCUGAUGCAAUGGCAGUCUGAGAUCGAACAAUAUACGGACGGUAAAUUGAAGGUGCUUAUCCAUCAUGGUUCUAACUCGAAAGUCAAAAAUCUUUCAGCGAAGCAGCUGAUGGCUUACGACGUGAUCAUGAUAUCCUAUGCUGGACUUGAGUCUAUGCACCGGAAGGAAGUAAAAGGAUGGAAAAGAAACGACGGUCUCGUGAAAGAAGACACAAAAGCCUGCUUUGCCUUGAAGUCAACCUACAAAUGGUGCCUCUCUGGUACUCCAGUUCAAAACCGAAUCGGAGAGUUCUUCUCGCUCCUGCGAUUCUUAGAGGUUAAGCCGUUCGCAUGUUACUUUUGCAAAAGCAAGGAACUGGUUAACAUGAGUCUAGUUACCGAGUCGAGACGCCCUGCCGAUCGGAAGGCUGGCCUGGAAAAGUUGAGAUGUAUCACUGACAGGCUUAUGCUUCGUCGUGUUAAGCAAGACCAUACAGCUUCGAUGGAACUCCCACCCAAGCGGGUAAUACUUCACAAUGAAUUCUUCGGGGAAAUUGAACGCGACUUUUCCACUAGCAUUAUGACCAAUACUGUUCGGCAAUUUGACACAUACGUCAGCCGGGGCGUUAUGCUCAACAACUACGCAAAUAUCUUCGGUCUGAUCAUGCAGAUGCGUCAAGUAGCAAAUCACCCAGACUUGAUUUUGAAGAAACAUGCCGAAGGCGGUCAAAACGUCAUAGUUUGCGGCAUCUGUGAUGAACCUGCGGAAGAACCGAUACGCUCUCGUUGUCGACAUGAAUUUUGCAGACAGUGUGCCAAAGAUUAUAUUCGCUCCUUUGAAGUCGGGACAGAACCCGAUUGCCCACGCUGUCAUAUCCCGCUUUCUAUCGACUUCGAGCAGCCAGAUAUCGAACAGGAGGAUGAUCAAGUCAAGAAAAACUCCAUCAUCAACCGUAUCAAAAUGGAAAACUGGACAUCAUCGACGAAGAUCGAAAUGCUCGUUUACGAUCUUUUCAAGCUACGCAGCAAGAAGCGGACGCACAAGUCCAUUGUUUUCUCGCAAUUUACGUCAAUGCUCCAGUUGGUUGAGUGGCGUUUGCGGAGGGUGGGUUUUAACACAGUCAUGCUGGAUGGAAGCAUGACCCCAGCCCAGCGCCAGAAAUCCAUCGAGCAUUUCAUGAAUAAUGUCGAUGUUGAGGUGUUCCUUGUUUCUCUUAAAGCGGGAGGUGUCGCGUUGAACCUUACUGAGGCAUCGAGAGUCUUCAUCGUGGACCCAUGGUGGAACCCGGCAGCCGAAUGGCAGAGUGCAGAUCGAUGUCACCGAAUUGGCCAGCGACGACCGUGUGUGAUAACUCGACUCUGCAUCGAGGAUUCCGUGGAAUCGCGCAUGGUUUUACUCCAGGAGAAAAAAGCCAAUAUGAUCAGAGGCACGAUUAAUAAGGAUCAAAGCGAGGCGCUGGAGAAGUUGACGCCGGAAGAUAUGCAGUUUCUGUUCCGGGGAAAUUGA